AUGAGUUUGGUGGUUCAUGGGGUGGAGGUGGGGUUGAAGAUGGUGGUGGGGGAAGGGGAGGAGGAAGAGGAAAUCGAAAUCGGGAUUGCGUGUGAAGAGGUGGUGGUGAGGUUGGGGAGGGGCAUUGAAGUAGGAGAUUGUUUUGUGAGUGUGAAGGGUGGGGAGGGAGAGUUGAGUUUCAAAGAUGCGGAAGAUGGGACUGCACGGAAGGGCGAUGAUGAGAAAGGAGAGAAUGAGAUAUGGGAGGUGGAUUCGAAAAUGUUGAGAGCUGUUAAGGGGAACGAGGUGGAAUUUGAGAACGGGAUUGGGAACGUCAACGUCAACCAAAAUGAGGCUGGAAUGGUAAAAACCGAUAUGAUCGACGGACAUACACCAGUAGAUACAGAUGUGAAAGAGGGCAUCAAAAUUAUCAGAACCAUCACUCCAGACGACACCGAAGCAGCCAACGAACAAUACAACAAGACCAUCGAGAUGAUCCGCUCCACAAACAGCAUUGAAAUCUGCCGUCAAGAAGUCCAGCACCUCGUGCAAUCCAAAGCCGAAAGAAACUCCCACAGCACCGGCAGCCACGAAACCGUCAACGAAAACAGCAACAAUGAUAUCCGCGCCGCAAUUUGUUCUCAACUCCACCGCCAACCAUCCAUCACGCACCCCCCAUCCCGCUCCAUCAAAGUCACCACACUCCAAACCCUAGCACCACCCCAUAUCCGCGCCAUUCUGCACCGCCUCCCCAUGCUCCUCCGUCUGCUCCUCCACCCGCUAGCGCACUUCCACCCCGUGAAAAUCUCCUCCCUCACAGCCACCGGAUCUGGAAAAUGGAUCCAAGAGAUCCUCUCCACAAAACUCUUCAAAAACACCACAAUUUACACACCCCCCUCCUCACCCACCUCCCCCAUGUUCUCAUCCGCAUCCUUCGCAUCGCGCAGACCAUCCGACCCCACCGCCGCCGAUGACGAGUCCGCCAUUCCCAAAAUCCAACAACGCAUCAACGAGUGGCUCUUACCCGCCAAUUUCGUGCUCCAACUGGGUUCCAUUACUGGUCUUGCACAGGUCCCCUUCCUUUCCACAUACGAUAUCCACUGUUCGCUAUCCAGCAGCAACAUACAAGUCUACCGCACUCUCCCCUCCACCAUUGCAUUAAAACAAGUUGUGUGCCUCGGGGGCGCAGACGCCACAUUUGCGAUUCCGAGUUUUCUGUUGCCGCAUCAUGAACAUAUAUUACCCGCUCGAGCUGCCUCGUUCAAAAGAAGAAGGGAAGAAAACGGAGAUGGGAAAGUAGACCAAUCUACCGAAGAAAAAAGAGAUGAUGGAUCGAAAGAAGAUGAAUGCGUAGUUCGCAUAGCAGCACAUGCACAAUUACCCAUAGUAAUGGAUCAGGAGCUAUUAGAUUGGCUGGCGAGUGUUGUGAAGGCGAGUAAGGUAGUAGAAGUGGAGAGGGAGAAACGAUGGAUGGAUUGA
Molecule: messenger RNA, 1458 nt
Organism: Botrytis sinoallii
Lineage: Eukaryota; Fungi; Ascomycota; Leotiomycetes; Helotiales; Sclerotiniaceae
Exons: 1
Coding region: 1-1458 (485 amino acids)
Source: RefSeq, a predicted model, not a curated record